Messenger RNA from Zasmidium cellare ATCC 36951, 510 nucleotides. RefSeq lists its product as uncharacterized. The record is from RefSeq and is a predicted model, not a curated record. The coding region runs from base 1 to 510 and encodes 169 amino acids. Gene Ontology annotation, cellular component: nucleus; CHRAC. The transcript has 4 exons. Gene Ontology annotation, molecular function: protein heterodimerization activity. Lineage: Eukaryota; Fungi; Ascomycota; Dothideomycetes; Mycosphaerellales; Mycosphaerellaceae.
AUGCCAUACAACAACACCCCGAUCGCGCCCUCUCAAGAGGUCACUGGAACUGUCUCUCUUCCCCUCGCCCGUGUGAAGAAGAUCAUCAAUGUGGACCCGGAUACCGGCAACUGCAGCAACAAUGCUGCCUUUUGUAUCACAGUCGCGACGGAGAUGUUCCUACAGCAUCUAGUCGAGCAGUCCUACACCCAGGUGAAGACGGAGCACACGCAAAAGCCGAGGCGCAAUAUCCAGUACCGAGAUGUCGCGAAUGCCGUCGCCCGAGUCGAGAACCUCGAAUUUCUGUCCGACGUCGUGCCAAGAACGGUGUCCUACAAGCAACAUAAGCAGAAACUGGCCAAGGAGGCCAACAAUCCGGCUGCAGGUAAUGGACAGUCGACUCUCGAUAGACAUGUGGGAAGCAAAGAGGCGCAAGCGACGAAUGGUGCCUCGGAUGUCAUGAUGGGCAUGGACACAUGGAUUCUGCUGGGGAUAUGCGGGUAUUCACUGGAGAUCACAAACCGGACUUGA